GGAACACCGAGCGGACUAUAAAGGGUUAAUGGUCCGUGCCCCGCGCGCACAGACAGCUCCCUCUCUACCUGCACGAGCACCUGAGUUAUUAACAAGUGAACGGCUUUUCAACAGACAGCAGACUGCAGCUGAGGCAGCAACAAAUCUGAGAACUCUGCAGGAUGGAGCUGAAGCCGGCGGCUCUCCUCCUCGCACUUUGCUGCUGCUGCAGUGCUCAGCGCAUUGACUAUGUAAGUCCACACAGAGGAAGCUUCAAUGGAGCGACACGGCUCACCAUUGUAGGAGACGGUUUCGCCCAGGAGAAUCAGUUCCAGCUGAAUCCAGCCGACGACACGUUUGGCAACCGCGUGACGCUGGUGUCAGACACCCUGUCAGUGCCCUGUGACGUGGAGAGAGACUCCACACACGGCAAACAGGUCAUGUGUUACACCAGAGCCAUGCCAAAGGAUCAGUAUGUGGUCCAUGUCAGUGUGGAUGGUGUUCCCAUUCCUGACAGUAGUAUAUGCAGAGGCGAUUACAAAUCUUACCACUGCAGCUUCUAUACUGUCUGGUAUCGCACACCUUCUAUGGUGAGUCUGGAUCCAGUCAGUGGUCCCCCAGGCACUUUGGUGACAACACGAGGGUUGAUUUUCACGGAUGUGUACGGAAGCAACACUGCUGUGAGCUCCAACGGCCUCAACGUCAGAUUCCUGAGAUCCUACAUGGGAGGGAUGCCAUGCGAGCUGAUUAAACCAAAUUCAGAUGAACUAUAUAAACUACAACUGGACAAUGAAGGAUCCUGGUGGGGAUACAUGAGCUGCAAGAUGACAGGGACGUAUGUUGGGCAUCACAACCUGAGCUACAUUCUUGAUUCUGAGUUUGGAAGGAGUUUGCCAGACAGGAAACUUUACAGGGUCACAACUAUCCCGGACAAGCUCUCCAUGUUUCAGACCUUUGCAGAGGUGACGGGAGUCUCCCCAUCCAAUGGUAGCGUCAUGGGUGGAACCCUGUUGACCAUCCACGGCCGCUUCUUCGACCAAACCGAUCGCCCAGCACGUGUUCUCGUCGGAGGCCUGCCUUGUGAAAUCCAGAGUGUGUCCGAUGAAAGCAUCACGUGCAGGACUGCCAGACAAGACAUGAACAUGAAGAACAUGACAGUCUACCCAGGUGGAAGAGGCAUAAAGACCGAGGUGUGGAACAUCACUAAACCCCGUUACCUGAAUGACAUUUACAACUACAAUGAAAACACAACUGGCUACUGGACAAAUUGGAUCGACUCCCUGCCCUACGUCUUUCCUGACAUUGCUUACUUCAGUGGACGAUCCAAAGGCUUCUUUGUCCCUCCAACCAGCAGCAACUACACCAUUUACCUCAACUGUGAUGACCGAUGCGACCUCUACCUCAGCAACUCCAGCCGCCCAGAAGAUAAGGUUAAAAUUGCAUACCAGCCAUAUUAUGUCAGAGAUUUCACUCAACUGGAGUCACAGAAAUCUGAAGUAAUGGCUCUCGAGGGAGGAAAACCCUACUACUUCGAAAUGCUGUUUCAAGACUAUGGCAGCAAAGCUACCGCCAACAUCGCCCUGUUCAAACCGGAGAGCUCCUUUACAGAGGCCCAGAGUGACGACGCCGUCAAUGAGGUUCAGCUUAUCUUGGCUGCCUAUGAAGUGUUUGAUGAGGAACAGGUGGUCACCUUUGAAAACUUGCCCGGCAGCGUCACGGCGGUCAAAGAGGUCCAGAAGGUUACCGUUAGCAGCGACUGUAGCCAUCUUUGUGCGAGCACCUUCUUCAGCCUGGGCUACGGAGAUGCAAAGACUGGACCACUUCCAGUUAGCGCCUCAGCUGAUCUGGUGGAAGCAGCCUUGAACAGCCUUUGGUCCAUCAAACCCGACACAGUCCAGGUCACCAAACAGGACGAUAGUCAAGGAUCUCACUUCACCGUCACAUUCAAUUCUGUCAGAGGGGACUUCAAACCUCUUCACUAUGAGGCUUCUGGUUCCACCAACAUCACUGUUGUUGAGGUUACAAAGGGGACAAGCGACAUGAAGACGUUCACUCUGUUCUGGGGGGGAAUCCCUACAAAGCCCAUCCCCCUCACUGCAACUGGAAACGAGGUGCAGGCGGCUCUGGAGGCCACGAUGAAGGCCGAGUGUCCCGGUGAGAUCUUGACCACCGAAGGGACCGACGUGAAGUACUUCAAUGACUUUGAAAAUGACAACUCUCAGUUCACUGCUGAAAAAGGGACUCCAGUGAAGAACUCUGGUUUCUGUGGCCAUUGGUCUCUGAAGAACGCUGAGGUCCUUUUCAAGGACAGUUACACCAAAGUGUCUGGUGGCAACUAUGGGCCAAUUUUAUUGGACAAGUUUUCAACGCUUUGCUUUGCAUACAAGGGGAUGUUAAAGAAUGAAAUUGGGAUGAAGUUCACUUACCGCAACACCCAAGGCCAAACCAAGACCGAGACCGCAAAGAUCAUCACUGUCUUCACUAAGAGCCACAUGUGGAGCUACAAAUGCAUGGAUCUGGAGAGUUCCCUGCAGACAGAUUAUUUUGGAAGCACGUACAAUCUGCUGGAGUUUUACCUCUACAAAGACGAGUCCGGUGCAGAUUUCUACGUGGAUGCCGUUCACAUCGGAAAGGCGCCUACCACAAAUGAUGAAUAUGCUGUUCUCCUCAAGCGAAGGCCUCCACCUUUUGAGAGUUUGGGAUUUUCCUUCCAGACGAUCGCCGUUAGCAAUAUCUCAAUAAAUUCUUCAUGGAUCAGAUACGAGAUCAAAGCCACACCAGUAGAAUGUGCCUCUGGCUUCCCAAUGCUCGAAGUUGGCUUCAUGCAGGUGUCCAACAGCAGCGAGGACAUGACUGAGUUCAAGGAAGGGGCAGCCACCGUCACCGUCACUCGCCCUCACAGAGCCACCCCGCCUCUGAACGGCACCUUUGAUGUGGAGAUUUAUGGAGGCCGAGCUGAAGGUCUGUCGGUGGACAUCAGUGAGGAGGACCUGAAGUACGCUCUGGAGGGGAUCGCAGGGAUGGGUCAGGUCAAGGUUGCAAAGCAGGGCACCUGCCGACGCCCCAGGUGGAGGGUCGAGUGGCUCAAUAAACCCGGAGACCAGCCUCUGAUGCAGAUUAACAGCUCGUCGGUUGUCGGUAGAAACGCGGUUGUUUCAGCCCGUGAGAAGACUAAGGGAGGAUUGUUGAUACGAGGCUUAACAGGAGAUUUCUUCCGUUUGUGUGAAACCAAACCACAGGUGGAGGUUAUUAUCAACGGCAUUCCCUCAAAGUGUUCUGGUGACUGUGGGUUUGAAUGGUCCGAGGAAAGGACUCCAGCUGUGACUGGAAUCAGCCCAUCUCAAGGAUCUAAUGGCCUGGGGACUCUUUUGACCGUCACUGGGACUGGCUUCGGCAGUGAAAAUGCCUCCAUCUUUGUGGGACCAGCCAGGUGUCAUGUUGAACAGACCACCGCUACUACCCAGGUGUGCAGACUGGGCAGCGCCAGUGCUGGUACCUACCCUGUGAUUGUCACUUUCCCCUCUCUGGGGAAUUCACGGUACACAGACGACAUCAUACUCAACUUCACCUACCAGCUCAUUGUUUCCUCCGUCGCUCCGCUCUCUGGAAGUGUGGCAGGAGGCACGCUGCUGACAGUGAGCGGUUUCGGCUUCAGCCGGAACGCCACAGUUACAGUCGGCAGUGAGGAGUGCACAGUGAUUCAUGCCAGUGACACCGAGCUGAAAUGCAAAACCCCAGCAGGAACUGCAGGAUCACAGGCGGUCACAGUGACGGUGGGAAGCACGAGUCAGACAGCCAGCAGCACCUUCACCUACGAUAACAACCUCACACCACAGAUCUCAGGCCUGAGUCCUCGCACCACCACUGUGAUCGGACAUCAAAUACUCACCAUCGAGGGUUCCAAUCUGGGAGGACGAGACAAUGACAGCAUGGUGCUUGUAGGCAGAAAGGAGUGUGUCAUUGUGCAGUGGACGGCGACAAACAUCACCUGUCGUCUCCCUGUGCUGCCGCCCGGGCUGCACAAAGUUGAUGUACAGGUUGGAAACAAUGGCUACCCCCAGACAAGCAACGGUGUAAACGCUACCAUUGAGUACGUCCUGGAAAUCUACAGCAUCUCCCCACUGUUCGGCUCUUUGCUGGGAGGAACCAGGCUGACCGUGUCUGGAUCUGGUUUCAGCAACAACAUCUCUGACAACAAAGUCUCCAUCGGAGGAGCUGAGUGCGAAGUGAAGGCCGCCUCAGAGAAUGAGCUGCAGUGUGUUAUGCAGUCGGAGGAGAAGAAGCACACUGUCACCAACCAGGGAUCUCAUCACACUUAUGGACAGGGGUAUGCAUGGAGUCCCGCCUCACUCACGGUGUUUGUUGGAGACACAGUAAUGUGGCGCUGGGAGGCACCGGCCUUCCAGAAUGUCGGGUACCGGGUCUUCAGUGUUCCCAGCCCGAGUGGCAGCGCCUACGAAGGGGGGCCGUUAAACAGUGGAAAUACAAAGACAGCCAAAGGGUUUUUCGGCUACCGCUUCACUUCGCCCGGUGUGUAUUACUACAGCAGCGGCUACAUAGAUGAUGCCAACGCCAGGCUUCUGCAGGGAGUCGUGAAAGUCGAGCCUCGGGAGGAGAAGAGCAGCAUGGUCUCUGUCAGCAUGGGAGGCAUGGAGGCCAGACAUGUUAUAGGAGGUUCACGUCGUGUCUCCAGAGCAGUCCAGGAGUGCGUUGCCUCCUCACAGUGCCAACAGACCAAUAACACUUCAGGUGGUGUUUCCUUCACCACCUCGACCUGCUCCACCCCCACAGUCAGCUCCAUCUCUCCCAACCAGGGGUCAUACCACCAGGUCAUCCACAUUCAGGGCAGUGGCUUCAGUGACAUCGCCUGUGCCAAUGAGGUGACAGUGGGAGAUCAGCCCUGUCAGGUGAUCAACAGCUCCCGCUCUGAGAUCAACUGCCAGCUCAGCUCCAACAGCGGACUCGCCAUCGGCGUCGCUCUUCCCGUAGCCGUCAGAGUCAACAACCUUGGCAGCGCCAUCAUCGCCAUACCAAACGAGCUCGCCCGUCGCUUCGUCGUCCUGCCUGUGGUCAACUCAGCCUCGCCUCCUAUCGGCAGCACCACCGGGCACACGCGCCUCCUCAUCCUCGGCUCUGGUUUCUCUCAAGGACAAGUGACCGCAGCCGCCGAGUUGUGCACUGUUGUGUCGCUCAAUUACACCUCCAUCACCUGUGACACCGCUCCUUCCCAGGCUCACACCGGUGAUGUCGUUUUCCAGGUUGGCAGGAUCCAAAGUUCCUGCCAUUCAAACUGCUCCUUCACGUACUCUUCCUCCGUCACUCCCAACGUCACCAGUAUUUCCCCCGACAGCAUCAGUGAUCUGACCACCAUCAACAUCUCGGGCUCUAGGUUUGGCAGCAGCGUGGACGAUGUGGCAGUGUUUGCCAGCGCCACCGAACUGGAAGUCACCGACGUGACUGACGGCAACAUUUCUGUGAGAGUCAGCCCUCUGCCUGCAGGCGACCACCCCAUCAAAGUGAUCGUGAGAAGUAAAGGCCUCGCGUCCGGUUCCGUCACCCUUACCAGCAGAGCUCAAGCCGUCCUCAACCCCGAUGUUGGCAGCCUGGCAGGAGGCACCCCUCUCGUCUUCACUGGAAACGGCUUCGCUCCCGGGAACACCAGCGUGAUGGUCGACGGCCAACCGUGCAAGAUCCAGGAGGUCCAGCCGGGUCUGCUUCGCUGCCUGACACCUGCUCACAGCGAGGGGCUGGUGACGGUCAACAUCCAGGUCUUUUCAGUGCAGUAUCCACCCUUCAACUUCAACUACUCUGCGGCCCACACUCCUGUCAUCAGCUCCAUCAGCCCCGCUACUGGGCCGAGCGGUUCGGUCAUCACGCUGACGGGUUCAGGAUUUGGCACCGACUCUCAGCAGGUCUCCGUCUCCAUAAAUCAUGUCCCCUGCAAUGUGUCCGCGGUGUCGGACACGCAGGUUCAGUGCACGGCGGGGGACAAUCCAGGCGGGGCAUACGCAGUCGUGCUGCAUCACCAGGUCAAAGGUCGCGCCCAGUCAGAUGUCGAGUUCACGUACGAACUGACCCUGAGCAGUGUGCAGCCCAACGAAGGCAGUUUCGGUGGCGGUGCUCUGCUGUCCGUGCAGGGUUCUGGCUUCGACCCACACAACUCCACCGUGAAGAUCUGCGGGGAGGAGUGUGAAGUUCACAGAGAAAUGUCGACAUCGAGCCGCCUGUACUGCCAGUCUCCGUUCAACAACAGCACUCAGUCAGAGCUGAGCUGCGUCGUCGCUGUCAUUAACCAGCUGGACGCCGUAAACGUAUCGAAUGGUUUCACCUACAAAUCUCAGCUGACUCCGGUGAUCACCGAGGUUUCUCCGCGCAGAGGAGGCACCGCUGGAGGCACCCGGCUCACAAUCACCGGCUCCGGUUUCAGCACCAACAUGAACGAAGUCAACGUGACCGUGGCAGGAUCUGUGUGUGACGUUCAGUCCACCAACAACACACACAUCAUCUGUGUGACGAACUCUCAGCGCCAGUCGCAGGAAACCAAAGUCAGAGUCAGCAUCGGAGACCGAGGCAUCGCCAAAAUGGAUAAUGCAGAUUUCUUCUACAUCGACGUGUGGUCGUCCAGGUUCACGUGGGGCGGUCUGUCUCCACCUGAGAGGGGCUCGUUUGCUGUCAUCACUAAAGGCCAGACCAUCCUGCUGGACACCAGCACCCCUGUGCUGAAAAUGCUCCUCAUUCAAGGGGGGACGUUGAUGUUUGAUGAAGCGGACAUCGAGCUCCAGGCAGAAAACAUCCUGAUCACAGACGGCGGACGACUUCAGAUCGGCCAAGAGGGGGCGCCGUUCCAGCACAAAGCCAUCAUCACGCUUCACGGAAACCUGCGUUCGCCCGAACUUCCCGUUUACGGAACCAAGACGUUGGCCGUCAGAGAGGGAGUGCUGGACCUGCAUGGUAUUCCUGUUCCUGUCCCCUGGACACACUUGGCCCAGACUGCGACAUCAGGCUCAUCCACACUGACCCUGAUGAAGGCGGUGACGUGGAAAGCUGGACAUGAAAUUAUCAUUGCUUCUACCGGCGACAGGCACAGUCAGAAAGAGAACGAGGUGAAGAAGAUCGCCACCGUGUCGGCCGACGGCAAGACUCUAACUCUGACCGAACCGCUCAAAUACACUCACCUCGGGGUGAGCGUCACGCUGCCUGAUGGCACCGUGUUUCAGGGCCGAGCCGAGGUGGGUCUCCUCACCAGGAACAUCGUGGUACGAGGCUCUCAAAACCAAGAAUGGAACGAUAAGAUCGAGGCCUGCCCCGAUGGAUUUAACACAGGUGAAUUCACCACACAAACCUGUUUCCAGGGAAGGUUUGGAGAGGAGGUUGGCAGUGAUCAGUUCGGAGGCUGCAUCAUGUUCCAUGCACCCAGACCAAAUGAGAAUCUUGCGAUUGGCAGACUCGAAUAUGUCGAGGUUUUCCAUGCAGGACAGGCCUUCAGGUUGGGACGUUAUCCCAUUCACUGGCAUCUGAUGGGAGACAUCAACUACAAGUCAUAUGUGAGGGGUUGUGCUAUCCAUCAGACCUUCAACAGGGCCGUAACCAUCCACAACACCCACCGGCUGCUGGUGGAGCACAACGUCAUCUACAACAUCAUGGGUGGAGCUUUCUUCAUUGAGGACGGCAUUGAGACGCAGAACAUCCUGCAGUAUAACCUGGCUGUGUUCGUCAAACAAAGCACCAGUCUACUGAACGACGACGUCACUCCCGCCGCCUACUGGGUCACCAAUCCCAACAACAUCGUCCGCCAUAACGCCGCAGCGGGAGGCACCCACUUCGGCUUCUGGUACCGUAUGCACAAGCACCCCGAUGGCCCAUCCUUUGAUGGAAAUAUCUGCCAGAAGAGGGUUCCCCUGGGCGAGUUUUACAACAACACCGUGCACUCUCAGGGCUGGUUCGGCCUGUGGAUCUUCGCAGACUAUUUCCCCAUGAAAAACGGAGGCUGCCGCUCCCAAACCCCCGAGCCUGCUGUCUUCCGCUUCCUCACCACCUGGAACUGCGAGAAAGGUGCCGAGUGGGUCAACGUGGGCGCGGUGCAGUUCACUGACUUCGUUAUGGUCAACAAUGAGAAAGCCGGCAUCGAAGCCAAACGCAUCAUGCAGUGGGCCGUGAGCAACUUCGGAGAGAUCGGAGGGGCGACCAUGUCCAACGGCACCAUGGUGGGUCACGUGAAGGAGCUUGGACUGGGAGAUGAUUAUUGCACUCAUCGAGGUAUCAUCGCACCAAUGGACGAUGGCCUGAGUGUCCUCAACACCAAGUUCAUCAACUUCAACCACAGCUCUUGCGCUGCCAUCGGGGUGGCCAAAAUCGAUGGGACGUGUGUAGAACGUUGCGGUGGCUGGGCUGUGAAGUUCAGCGGUGUCCAGUACUUCAACUCACCCAACAAGGCCGGCUUCAGGUGGGAGCAUGAGGUGCAGCUGGUGGACACUGAUGGAUCCCUCACAGGAAACAUCAAUCACAAAGUCGUGCCAAAGAGCGGCUUGCUGGACCCUGCUCACUGUUCCCAGAGUGCCGAGUGGAGCGUGGGUUUCCCCGGCGCUGUGUGCGAUCAGACGGUGGAAUUCAAUCGUCUGGCAUUAAACAAUCCAUCACCGUCUUCUCUCGCGGGCAAGGACAUCAUCUUAACCAACUCACAUGGCAGCAGUGCGGUUCCAUACCUGAAGAAAAGAAUCACUCAUAAAUUAGGCUGGAUGGCCCUGCUGCCCUCGAGACAAACAUACAACUGGUACUUUAACGACAUGGACCACAUCACCAACAUCACAUACGCUGCCAAAUUCUACGGCUUCAAGUCAGAUCAGUACGUGAUCAUCAGACACAACUUCACUCAGAGUCCAGACAGAUUCCGUAUCAUCGAUGAGAGGAACGGCUCGUCGACGCCGCUGAGCUUCAGCAGUAACAAGAACGGAGACUGGUACUUCGACGACAGCACCAACGACCUCUACUACAUCAUUUCUGGGAAGUCCAGCCAGCGCCGGCGUCGUAGCAGCGUGGACCGCUCCCUGCUUGACUCCGCUGUGAACAUGAAGGUCUACCGCUGCUUCUACCCACAGUGCAUCCCACCAACACCGCCACCUCCAGCCACACUUGCCCCCUUACCCACCGGCCGGCCUGCUGACUUCAUUCGGUGGUCUAAUGCAUCUUUCUGGACCAGUUCAGCUGAAAAUAACUUUACUCAACCAACAGAGGGCGCUGAUGUGGUCAUCCCAUCAGGGAAGUGGGUCGUUUUGGACAGUGACACUCCUCCUCUCAACAAGCUGACAGUCAUUGGAGUUCUUGAGAUCCCCAACAACAUGACCAGCACGUCCAGCAGACAGACUCGGUCUACAUCUUCUCGGGUGUUAGACGCUGUCUACAUCUCCAUCCAGGGCGGCAGGCUGUUUGUAGGACGGGAGGACGAGCCGUUCAGAGGUCAGCUGCACAUCAAACUGAGAGGAAACCACCGUACGCCCGACUGGCCUCUGCCCAGCGGACCCAACCAGGGAUCCAAAGUCCUGGGUGUGUUUGGUACUCUGGAGCUCUACGGACAACCUCCCAACGUUUACCACACCAAGCUGUCGGCCACCGCUGCAGCCGCAUCCAACACUCUGACCCUGGCACAGUCUGUGGACUGGAAGGUUGGAGAUGAGGUCGCCGUCUCCACCACCAGCUACAGCGCAUGGGAGACAGAAAAACGCCAGAUCACCGCCGUGUCAUCAGACGGCCGCGUCCUGACCCUGAACCAGCCUUUGACUUACACUCACAUCGGUGAGACUCACUCUGUCUCAGGUACAUCGCGGUCUUACACUCUGGCAGCCAGUGUCGCUCUUCUGACCCGAAACAUUAAGAUCAUCGGUCAGGAGUAUCCGGAGAUGAUGCAGGAGUCGUUCGGAGCCAGACUUUUGGUGGGCAGCUACUCCUGGGCUGGAAUCGACUAUAAAGGCAAAGCUCACAUCAGGAACGUGGAGUUCUUCCACUCUGGUCAGGAAGGCUGGACCGAUGACACCGACCCACGUUACUCUGUGGCCUUCCUCAAUCUGGGAAUGGUUUCAGGAGAAGACUCGUCCAUUCAGGGUUGUGCUUUCCACGACGGCUUCUCUCCAGCCAUCGGAGUCUUCGGGACAGAGGGCCUGAACGUCGACGAUAACGUCGUCCACCACACAGUGGGAGAAGGUAUCAGAAUUUGGGGCAACAAGAUAAAAGUGAGGAGGAACCUGGUGAUGAUGGCGCUGUGGCCUGGAUCGUAUCAGGACCGAGAGGAGCCCUUCAACUACGACUGGAACGCUGCCAUCGAGGUCAAUGAGGGGACAAAUGUUGUGCUGCAGCAUAACAUUGUGGCAGGUUAUGAGAGAGUCGCUUACCGCAUCGAUGGUGAGCCGUGUCCAGGUUUUGUGAAUCAGAACGAGCAGUGGAUUCAGAACGAGGCUCACGGCGGACUGUACGGAAUCUUUCUGAACAAAGACGGCCUGCCCGGCUGCAGUCUCAUCCAGGGCUUCUUCAUCUGGAGGAGCUUUGACUACGGCAUCUAUUUCCAGACCAGCAUGAGUGUGAUUAUUGCCAAUAUGACCAUGGUGGACAACAAGAUGAGCAUCAUGUCUUUGAUUUACGGUCCUCCUUCUCUCGCCCACUUAUACGCAGACAAAACGGUUCAUAUUCAGAAUGCCUUGUUUGUUGGCACCAGCCCGAACUUCAACUGUUCGGACACUUUGCCCUCCAGUGAUUUCAACAUUAUCAACAGCGCAGAGCAUCGUGCUCCAAGACCUCCCAUGGGUGGCCGAUCUGCAAUCUGCUGGCCAACUUUUGAAUCUACACACAAUGCCGGUCCACAAAUGGCAUUUCCUGGGACCACCAGCUACAACGCCAUCGCAGGAUUGAUGAUAGUCAAAGAUGUGACAUUCGCCGGCUUCCGAAACGUCUGCUCCAGCGAGACGAACUUCAUGUUCAUGACAAACCCGAAGAACGAGGACCUGCAGCACCCUGUGCACGUUUCAAGGAUGACAGUGGUGGACAGCACAGAGGGGGCCAAAGUCUUCAUCCACAGGCCUGAUGUGAGUAAAGCCAACCCAUCCGACUGUGUGGACAUGGACUGCGAUGCGAAGAAGAAGACAAUGUUGAAGGACUUGGACGGUUCGUUCCUGGGUGCAGUGGGAACUGUGGUGCCCCAGUCUGAGUACGAGUGGGGAGGAGAUCCCAGGAGGGGGCUGGGUGACUACCGCAUCCCCACAGUCAUGCUCACUUACCCCAACAGCAGCCGCAUCCCCGUGGACCAGAUCGCUCCAAACAAAGGUGUGAUCAGGAAAGACUGCACUUACAUGAGCUCCUGGCAGAGCUACAAGUGUUUCCAGCUCAACUACACAAUGCUGGUGAUCGAGAGUCUCGACGCUGACACUGAGACCAGACGUCUGUCCCCCGUCGCUAUCCUCGGAAACAAAUUUGUGGACCUGAUCAACGGUCCUCAGGAUCAUGGUUGGUGUGCAGGCUACACCUGCCAGAAGAGAGUGUCUCUCUUCCACAGCAUCGUGGCUACUGGACACUCCUACGACGUCUUCUUCUCCAGCGUCAGCCCGCAGAAACUUCGCCUCAUGAUGCUGGACACUGCUCAGUCUGAGAGCGUCGUGGUGUCAGUCUUCUAUUCGAAGCCGCAGCGGUUGGAUGUGUACGUCGACAACAAGCUGGUCGCUCCGACUAACGCUGAGUGGAACUCUGACAAGACUGACUACACCCUGAAGAAGCCCGUCUCUGCAGAUCAAUACUUCCCCAAACUCAGUGCCGAUUUGGGAAGCAAUUACUUCGACCCAGACUACAAGAUGCUGAAGGUCCUGGUGAGAGGCUCCAAACCGGUGGAGAUCCGGACUUCCCCGGUUCUCUUCCUCUCCUUCGAGCUGCCUGCCAUGACUGAGGAGGACUUCUUUGGAGAUAACCUGGUCCAGAACCUCGCUACUUUCCUCAAAGUUCCCGCCGACAUGAUUAGAAUCACCAAGAUAGUCCGGGAGGAUGGAGGAGCACGACGCAGGAAGAGAUCCACGGGCCUGACGGUGGAGGUGGAGAUCAAGAAACCUCCAGUCCAGCAAACCAGCAACAGCACCAGCAAUGAUGAUGACUUCACGCUUCUGAAGAACAUCGCUGAUGAUCUGGGUCAGGCAGCCAUUUCCGGAAACCUCAGUCAGUCCAUCGGCUUCAACGUGUCUUCAAUGGGUGUCAUCCCUCCACCGCCUUCAUCAUCUGACCCCAGCUGGAACGAGGAGGCCACAGCAGAAGUGACGAGGGAGGAGCCUAAAACCAGCUACGUGUCGAGCGUUUCCAGCAUGCUGCUGAUGGUGGAGCCCAUAGCCGGAGAGUUUGUGGGUCCCCUGUACCAGCAGCCCAGGCUCAUGGCUGUGGAUGAGAAGGGAGACUGUGUCUCUGUGGGAGUGACGACUCUCACCGUAACAGCCAGCCUGAAGGACUCCGGUGGGAACAGUGUAGGCGGACUGGAAGGAAACACCACCAUCCUGUUCAGCACCUGCUGGGCAAACUUCACCGACCUGUCCAUUCUCAACAGCGGCGAGAACCUGACCAUGGUCUUCACGCUGAAGGAUUGGGGCGCUCAGUCGCGCAGCUUCUCCGUCAAAAGCACUCCAACCACCCAGACCCCGACGACCGGUGGCAACACCACCUCGUCCACCGGGUCCACCGGGUCCACCUCGUCCACGAGCGAGCCGCAGACCACCACCGACGGGAGCAUCUUUGGCUCCAGCACCAUCGUGGCUCCCGGCAGCCUGUGUCUGAUCAGCGUUAUCUACGCUAUCGCCUGCUGCUCAGAUGGCAUCUCUGUGUGCUAGACAGAUCUGUGACACUAAGAGGGGUUAAUGAAGGAUACCUCAGCUUCUCACUUUAACACGUCUGCUAAAUAAAACAAACUUAAACUCCAGCUUGAAGAUAUUAUGCACAUGGGUGUUUUUUUUCUUGUUAAUGUUUGUUUCAUGUGAUUACACGGUCAGUGUGAGACCCAUAUAAACUUUCUAUUAUAAAACAGGUGCAAUAGGGCUUAACUUGAAUCUGUACCGAGAUGAAGGAAGACAGGAAGAGGUGUGUGUUUUAUUGAUGGUUGUUUGAAACUAUAUUCUCUUUUCAAUAAAUUCUAUUUUUCACUGUUAAACAC
Messenger RNA from Larimichthys crocea (large yellow croaker), 13141 nucleotides. It is a transcript of the gene pkhd1l1.1, whose product is annotated as PKHD1 like 1, tandem duplicate 1. NCBI's taxonomy places the organism in Eukaryota, Metazoa, Chordata, Actinopteri, Sciaenidae. The record is from RefSeq and is a predicted model, not a curated record. The transcript has 77 exons. The coding region runs from base 162 to 12821 and encodes 4219 amino acids.